AUUUCAAAUAAAGAUUUUUUUAUAUUUAACAAUCUAAUCACUGUCAAAUGAGUACAAUACAGUAUCUAUUAUUAACUGUCAUAGCGCUGGUUGUAAUUAUAUUUUCUACGUUACCCUUCUGGGAUUGUAACGACAAAGUCGAAAUGACUGAAAGUUGUAUAUUCUGUGAUAUUAUUGCGGGAAAGAAACCCGAAACAAACAUAGUUAAGGAAACAUCAGAAUUUGUUAUAUUUGAGGAUAUAAGACCUACUUCAAAAUACCACUUCCUAGCUGUAACCAAACGACAUAUAGAAAGUGUUAAGGUAUUAACUAAAAAUGACAUAGAUAUGAUUCGAAGAAUGGAAACUGGCCUAAAGCAAUAUUACACUAGCCGUGGUAUUGACAACAAUGAUGCCAUAUUCGGUUUUCAUCAGCCACCAGCUAUCAGUGUUAAACACUUGCAUAUGCACGGCAUAGCACCCAAGUCAACAAUGAGUUUUAUCAAUCGUUUGGUUUUCAAAUCAGGAACAUUUUGGUUUAAAACUGUAGAAGAACAAAUUCGUGCUAUUAAUGAAAAAGCUUAAAACCACUUCCAAUUAUUUUUCAUUUAAAUUUAAGGUUCAGGGAUAUUUAAUUAUGUGUAAUUAGAAAAUUCAACGAGAUAUAC
Molecule: messenger RNA, 646 nt
Organism: Teleopsis dalmanni
Lineage: Eukaryota; Metazoa; Arthropoda; Insecta; Diptera; Diopsidae
Product: histidine triad nucleotide-binding protein 3-like
Exons: 3
Coding region: 48-563 (171 amino acids)
Molecular function (GO): catalytic activity
Source: RefSeq, a predicted model, not a curated record